Molecule: messenger RNA, 3164 nt
Organism: Oldenlandia corymbosa var. corymbosa
Lineage: Eukaryota; Viridiplantae; Streptophyta; Magnoliopsida; Gentianales; Rubiaceae
Source: the annotation of a GenBank genome assembly
CCCCCCCUUGAGUAGGUAGUAUCAGUCUCUCUUUGUGCUUCCAGUCUGCCUUUUUCCUCCUCCCUUUUUUUUUUAUAUAAUAUAUAAUUAUAAAUACAAUGAAAUUUUUAUCUGUUCUUGUUCUUGUUCCUGUUUGUUUAUAGUAGCAAUAACUCCUCUCUUUUCUUCUCUUUCUCCAAACUCUGAAUUAGAUGAAAGCACAGACUCUCUAUCAGAACAAGCUUUAAUGUCCACCCACCUCUUCUUCUAACCCCAUUUCUCUUUCUCUCUCUCUCCCCUUCACUCUGUUUUCUCUCUCACAUACUCACACAGUUUCACUCACUCCAUUCACUCUUACAUUCAGAGCCCUGCCUUCAAUUUGUUUUUGUUUCUUACUUCACAUUUAACUCUUUGUUGUUGAUUUUGUAAGAAAUAAAGAAAAAAAAAUAGCAGAGACCCCCCAUUGAAAAGAAAGAGAGAAAGAAACCAUUUUUAAUUCUCUGUUUUGCAUGUAAAUUCAGUCACCUCAGCCCACCAAAUCAAACCCCCCAUUUCCAUGUGUUUUUCAGUCCUUUCAGAUCUAUAAGCAUUGAGUUUUUUUUGCCUUUGCUUCAUUCUUCUCCUCUGUUUUUUUUAGUACUUCAAUUUGACUGAAGAUGAGUAAAGAAGAGUUUCUGAAGAUCCAGGUAUGGUAUACAAAUGUGGAAAUUUGUGCAAAUUUUCUUUUUUCCUUUUGGCCCUUUUUUUGGGUCUUCAAUUUCAAUGACUUUCACUUUAUGAGCUUUGCUUCAGUUGAACUCAAAAUCUUCCUAGAAACCUUUUUUUUUUUUCCUCAUUUUUUUUUUCUUUUUUACCUUUUCACUUUGUUUUUCUGACAGCAAGUGAAAUUCUUUGGCUACAUUCUUGGAUUAUCUAAAUUGAAGUCUAUUAUUUUGCCUAAUGAUUUUGUACUCUUUUGCUUGAGCAAGUUUGUUUUCAGUCUCCAUCUGGGAAUGUUGAUGAUGUCUAAAGUUUACAACUUUACUCUUCUCCUCUGUUUUCCUCUGUUUUUUGCUUCUUGUCCAUGCAGACAUGUGUGCUCAAAGUCAACAUUCACUGUGAUGGCUGCAAACAUAAAGUGAAGAAAAUCUUGCAGAAGAUUGAUGGAGUGUACAAAAUAGCUAUUGAUUCAGAGCUGGACAAGGUGACAAUAUCUGGAAAUGUUGACCCGGAAACACUGAUUAAGAAGCUUGCAAAAAGUGGGAAACGUGCUGAAAUUUGGGGAGCUCCAAAGCCUAAUAACAAUCAGCAGAAUCAGGUGAAUAAUCAGUUCAAGAAUCUGCAAAUUGACAGUGGCAAAGGUGGGAAUAACAAUAACAAGAAUCAAGGUGGUGGUCAAAAGGGUGGUGGAAAUAACAACAAUAAUCAGCCCAAAGGCGGUGGCGGCGGGGGUGGAGGACCAAUUGGCCCACCCGGCGGCUUGAACCCUAUGCAGUUACAGCAGCUGAAAGCUUUACAGGACAAAUUCCCGCAAAUGAAGGACCUCAAAAUGCCGCCGAUGCCGGCGAUUGGCGGCGGUGGUGGCGGUGGGAAUAAGGAUCAGAACAACCAGAAGGGCGGCGGCGGUGGCAAGUUCAGCAUGCCGGAAGAUGAUUUCAGUGAUGAUGAGUAUGAUGAUGACGAUUUCGAUGAUGAAGAUGAGGAUGAUUUCGAUGAUGAUGAGCUUGAUGAUGAAAUGGAUGACCUCCAGCCUAAUAAGAUGAAGCCAAUGAUGAUGAUGGGUAAACCGCCUGGACAGGGGAUGCCGCCGGCGAUGAUGAAUGCCUUGAUGAAUGGUCAAAAUCCACAGCUCAUGAAGGGUCCCGGUGGUGGUAAUAACAACGGUGGAGGAAAUGGGAAAAAGGGUGGACCCGGCGGUGGUGGAAAUAUUCCGGUGCAGAUGAAUCUUGGCGGUGGCGGUGGUGGCGGUGGAGGGAAGAAAGGUGGUGGUGGUGGUGGUGGGAAUAAUAAUCAGAACCAGGGUGGUGGUGGUGGAGGAGGAGGUCAGAAGGGUGGCAAAAAUGGUGGUGGGCAACCUCAGGGAGGUAAGAAUGGUGGUGCUGGUGGCGGCGCCGGCGCCGGGGGAGGUGGUGGUGCCGGCGGUGGUAAUCCGAACUUUAAUGUGAAUGGGGUCAAGAAAGGGGGUGGGAUGAAUGAUGGGCUGGGUGGCAUGCCAAACAUGAUGGCUAUGAAUGCUGGUGGUAAAAUGGGCCCCCCAGCAGGGGGCAUGCCUAUGGGCCAAAUGGGACAGAUGGGUAAUGUACCAAUGGGCCAAAUGGGCCACAUGGCUGCAGUCCAAGGUCUACCUGCUCCGGCAGGGAUGAAUAAUGGCGGCAAUGGAGGAGGAGGUGGUGGUGGCUACUUCCAAGGCGGCGGCGGUGGUGCUGGCGGUGGAAUGGGUGGUGGGGGUGGUGCUCCACCGGGUGCCGGCCCGGAGAUGAUGGCUGCGGGGAACCCGUAUUAUCAACAACAAAUGGCUGCAAUGAUGAUGAACCAACAAAGGGCUAAUGGAAAUGAGAGGUUUCAACCAAUGAUUUAUGCUCGUCCACCACCCGCCGUUAACUAUUGGCCACCCAAUCCAUAUCCUGCCUAUGGUUACCAGCACCAAGCCCCGCCGCCACCGCCUCCCGGAGAGCAUUAUACCGACGCAUUCAAUGAUGAGAACACCUCAAGCUGUAGUAUAAUGUGAGCGUAGGCGGUGCCGGCCGGCGUGUCGAAAAAAUGGAGAGGCAUGAAGGAUGGUUCAUAAGUCAAUAGUUGAAGAACUUUGAUAGUACAACAACUUCCUAGUAUUUGAUCAAUGCAUAAUAUACAAGAAAGUGAAAUUUUACUUUGAUCUUCUAGUCUUUUUUCUUUUCUUUUUUUUUUUCUUGAGGGUUAAUUUUAUUAAUCCUUAGUUUUUAGAUUUAAGUUUUUAUAAUAGAAAGUCAUGAUAGGUGAAAACUAGUAUAUCAAAGUUUUAGGGGGAAGGAUAUGAUGGAUGAUGAGAUGUUGUAAGUGGAACUUGGGCUAAAUUAUGAUGAAUGGAGAUGUUUAUAAUAUAUGUUCAUAUGCUUCAAAUUUCAGAAAUAAGACAAAGCUCUGAGAUUAUUCUUCUGAAAGUUCUAUAUAUCCAAAGAAUGAAUAGUGACAUUUUAUUCAUGUUGAAUCUUUUAAGUCAAAGUGUG